Phytophthora nicotianae INRA-310 is the source of this 1658-nucleotide messenger RNA. RefSeq names its product TKL protein kinase. Gene Ontology annotation, molecular function: ATP binding; protein kinase activity. Bases 117 to 1475 code for a protein of 452 amino acids. NCBI's taxonomy places the organism in Eukaryota, Oomycota, Peronosporomycetes, Peronosporales, Peronosporaceae. Gene Ontology annotation, biological process: protein phosphorylation. The transcript has 2 exons. The record is from RefSeq and is a predicted model, not a curated record.
CCGUCGAACGCACCGUUUCGAUUCAGGAGCUCGAAAAAUCUAAAGCCUCCAAACGGUUCACUUCGCUUCCUGCCCUGUAGCUCCCAAGCACAGCUACCUGCACUCCUGCGCUGCUCAUGGCGUCCGCGUCCAGACGACGUGGUAGUCUCGGAGACCGCCGCGGUUUCUUUCACUUGUGUGGGUCUCCCAUCCGCACGCAAAAGAUGGAGCUCGACUACAUCCACGGCAAAGCACACUCGCCCACCCAAGUGAGGGCUGCAGAGCUGACGGCGGACAUCGAUACGCCGCUAAUGCAGCGCCGCCCAGGCAAGAAGAACCUUAAGCAGAAGCAACGCCAUGCCGAGGCAGACGCUGCCAUGGCGGCUCUUGCCAGACAGUUGGGCCAAGAGGGUGGCGGCGGCUACUACGACAGUCUCCGUGGUCUCAUGGACCUCGACAGUGAUGCACCCAUGUCCUGUAUGGCCGACGAAGGCAGCAACAACUCGAUGAGACUGGAGGGUGCUCGACAGGCCGGCAUUCCGCUCUACUUAUCAGACUGGUUCGCCCCCAACAAGGACUCUACUCGUCGUCGACAGACCAACGUCAUCAUGACACGAGAACCAGAAUCGGAGUCGGGGUCGGUAUCCAGUGACUGCUCCGACAACAAGGAGAAUCAUCAGUUCCUCAAGCCACAUCAGAACGUCGACAUGGCAGACGUGGUCAUUGGCCGUGUGAUCGGGGAAGGAGCGUUCGGUAAAGUGUUCAAGGCUUCCUGGAAAGGUCGAGACGUGGCUGUCAAGGUGCUGAUCCGACAGAAUCUGAGUGCCGACGUGGUGCGGGAGUUCGAGACGGAAGUGAAGAUCAUGAGCUUCUUGCACCACCCGAACAUCUGCAUGCUGCUCGGGGCGUGUCUGGCCCCCGCGAACCGUGCAUUAGUCAUCGAGCUAGUGGAACAAGGCUCACUCUGGGCGAUACUGCGCACACGACGACGACAGCUCACGGACGAGAUGCGUGCACGGUUCGUACUGGACACAGCUCGUGGCAUGAGCUACCUGCACCAAUUUGAGCUGCCGAUCCUGCAUCGAGACAUGAAGAGCCCCAACCUGCUUGUCGAGCGCGACUACUCGAUCAAGAUCUCGGACUUUGGUCUGUCGCGCGUCAAGGCGCAGAUUCAGACCAUGACUGGUAACUGCGGCACUGUCCAGUGGAUGGCACCAGAAGUGCUAGGCAACCGCAAGUACACAGAGAAAGCAGACGUGUUCUCGUUCGGCGUGGUAGUAUGGGAAAUCUUUGCCGGGCAAUGCCCGUAUGACGGUAUGACCCAGAUUCAGGUGGCAUUGGGUGUACUCAAUCACGACCUGCGUCCGCCGAUCCCGCGCUCGUGCCCGCGCUUCUUCGCGCGACUGAUUCGGUCUUGCUGGAUGAGGGAACCCAGUCUGCGUCCAUCUUUCUCGGAGCUCGUGCGUACCUUCGAGCAGUACGUUGCCCACCAGUAGCUGCAACAUUGGCAGAAGACAUGCUGGUACGAAGAAAACGAUGAAAAAAACGCCACCGAAACGUGUAGUCAGAAUGCAGUUUAGGGUCGGUAUGGCAGGCGGGCGUUGACCAAGCGCCAUGAAAUUAUUUAGCUGUUAGUGCGUGUAAUUACUCAAUGCACCAUACACACUUAACCGUUCGUA